Molecule: messenger RNA, 1279 nt
Organism: Gracilinanus agilis (Agile Gracile Mouse Opossum)
Lineage: Eukaryota; Metazoa; Chordata; Mammalia; Didelphimorphia; Didelphidae
Gene: FAM216A
Product: family with sequence similarity 216 member A
Exons: 7
Coding region: 75-830 (251 amino acids)
Source: RefSeq, a predicted model, not a curated record
GCCGGGAGGGAAAGCCAGGGAAGCUUUUUUCCCUUCCUGCUACGGACGUCACCGUCUGGGACCCCUUGGAGAAGAUGCCGGACCAGAUGCAGACGCCCCCCUGGGUGGAGGAGGGAGGCCUGGCGACGGAGCUGUCUACAGCCGCUGGGAGCGGAGGAUCAGCUGGGGAUCCUUGUUACCAGAAUCCAAAAUGUCCUGAUAGAAUUGAAGAAGAACAAAAAGUAGAACCACACAUAGCCAGGCUGCAGGAGUUAUGGAACACCCCUCAAUUCCAAACUGUUCAUAUUCCGAAAUCAAUGAACUCUCCAUUUCUAAAGCACCCAGAACUCACGACGGGUCAAAAGCGCUAUCUCUGCAGCAUUGCCAAGAUCUAUAGCACGGAUUCCUUGAAGACGCUGAUGAAGAGACAGUACAUGCACGUGAUUCAGCAUGACAGCCAAAAGCCAGGUAUCUCUAUGCAUCACAGAAGUCAGAUCAAUCCACGUUACUCACAGAAGCAGCAUUCUCCCUGCACCACAUGGAGACACCAGCUGGAAAGGUUGGACUCCCUGCAUUCUAGCGUCAUAGCCACACCAGCAGCGGAAACGCAGGCCAUACAGCAUUCUCUCUGGCAACCAGGGAGGAACAAAGAAGGGUUAAAAUGUGGCCCUCUACCCAAAGCAAGAUGUAAGUCACUAAAGAUUUUUCGAAGACCCAGCAAAGCUUUCAGACACCCAGCUUUCACAAAUGAUUCUGACUCAUAUAUGAGUGAAGAAAAAAGAGAUGAAGAUUUAUUAAAUAAAUGUAUGCAGUCAAUGUCGAUAGAAGAACAAGGGGAAAAUCUGAUGUGAAUUUUAUACUCCUAACUCAUAGUCCUGGUUUUAUUUAUUGGCCCAAAUCCAAGUUGUUAAUUCUACAAAGUCAUGUGCCAAAGGAAGAGGUUGUGAAUUCUGUUCAUAACUAAUAUUAGGUCAGUACUGUGUUAUUCAUUAUAUAGUCUUAUUGGCUAGUUUGGAAUCAUUCCAAAAUUGGGCUUGUGAAUGUGUCACUGGUUUGAUGUAGUUCAGUGUUUCGGUGAUAUUUGUGCAGUAAAAUUUCUCUGUAAUCCAAGCUUGUAUUUAUAGGCAGACACAUUUAAAACCUUUCCUGCCAUUUAAAAAGAAAAAUAAGAAUUCUUUUAGUUUUCUUUAAAGCAUUUGCUACCAAAGGCUAUUAAACAGUAAAUUUUGCAUAAGCAUCCUGCUGUAAAAGUGAUUCUUUCUCUCUCUGUGCUAACUCAAUAAACAUUUGUUGAAUUGGA